Anas platyrhynchos (mallard) is the source of this 5097-nucleotide messenger RNA. It is a transcript of the gene RASA2, whose product is annotated as RAS p21 protein activator 2. Gene Ontology annotation, molecular function: GTPase activator activity; phospholipid binding. Gene Ontology annotation, biological process: negative regulation of Ras protein signal transduction; regulation of GTPase activity; intracellular signal transduction. NCBI's taxonomy places the organism in Eukaryota, Metazoa, Chordata, Aves, Anseriformes, Anatidae. The record is from RefSeq and is a predicted model, not a curated record.
AGGCUGUGGGGCUCCAUGCCAGGUAAUGACCAUAAGGGCGAGAUUUGUGCGGGGGGAGUGCUCGCUCGGGCAGCCACGGCAGGGGGCUGCAGGCAGAGACAAGCACCAGCUGCUGGCUCGGCGCUUACCAAACCUCCCUUUGGCAGGAGCAGGCCGAGGAGGACUUUCUGGGCCCGAGAUGAUGCCAAACAGUUAGUUCCCAACAAAAUGAGAGACUUCUUCUGUACCAUAAACCUGGACCAAGAAGAAGUUUUUCGUACGCAGGUAGUUGAAAAAUCUUCAAGCCCUUAUUUCGGGGAAGAGUUUUACUUUGAGAUUCCGAGAACAUUCCAGUGGUUGUCCUUCUACAUUUAUGAUAAGAGUGUUUUACAAAAAGACCUGCGUAUAGGAAAGGUGGCAAUCAAAAAAGAAGACUUAUGUAACUAUACAGGGAAAGAGAACUGGUUUAUGCUUCAACCUGUUGAUUCUAAUUCAGAGGUUCAGGGAAAAGUUCACCUUGAAUUAAAACUGAACGAGCUGAUAACAGAUAAUGGAUCUGUGUGCCAGCAACUAGUAGUACACAUAAAGGAAUGCCAUGGAUUGCCUCUUAUAAAUGGACAGAAUUGUGACCCUUAUGCAACAGUCUCUCUUGUGGGCCCAUCCAGGAAUGACCAAAAGAAGACCAAAGUAAAGAAGAAAACAAGCAAUCCGCAGUUUAACGAAACAUUUUAUUUUGAGGUAACCAGGUCCAGCAGUUACACCAAAAAGUCCCAGUUUCAGGUGGAAGAAGAAGACAUUGAGAAAUUGGAAGUCAGGGUGGACCUAUGGAACAAUGGAAAUUUGGUACAAGACAUCUUCCUAGGAGAAAUUAAAGUUCCCGUGAAGGUGUUAAGAAAUGAUUCCUUUCAAGCAUGGUACUUACUUCAACCAAGAGAAAAUGGCAACAAGUCUUCUAAAACUGAUGACUUGGGAUCACUUAGAUUAAAUAUUUGCUACACUGAAGACUGUGUACUUCCCUCUGAAUACUAUGUUUCUCUAAGAAACUUGCUGCUAAAAUCAUCAGAUGUUCAGCCAAUUUCCGCAUCUGCUGCAUACAUAUUAUGUGAAGUUUGUCGAGAUAAGUACGAUGCUGUUCUGCCUCUUGUACGGUUGCUACUACACCACCAUAAGCUAGUCCCAUUUGUUGCUGCAGUAGCAGAACUGGACCUGAAGGACACUCAAGAAGCAAACACAGUCUUCAGAGGGAAUUCACUAGCAACUCGGUGUGUAGAUGAAAUGAUGAAAAUAGUGGGAAAACACUACCUAAAGGUUACUUUGAAAGCAGUUAUUGAUGAGAUAUGUGAGUCUCCUAAACCCUGUGAAAUAGAUCCAAUCAAAUUAAGAGAAGGGGAUAAUGCAGAAAUUAAUAUGGAAAACCUACGCUAUUAUGUAGACAAAGUAUUCCGUGAAAUUGUGCGGUCAAGUAUAAGUUGUCCUACCCUAAUGUGUGAUGUUUUUUAUUCUUUGAGGCAUCUGGCUGCCAAAAGAUUUCCAAAUGACCCUCAUGUACAGUAUUCUGCAGUGAGCAGCUUUGUGUUUCUUCGUUUCUUUGCUGUAGCCGUAGUCUCACCUCAUACUUUUCAUUUACGACCUCAUCAUCCAGAUGCACAGACUUCUAGAACAUUAACUCUCAUAUCAAAAGCCAUCCAGACUUUGGGGAGUUGGGGAAGUUUGACCAAAAGCAAACUUUCAAGUUUCAAGGAGACAUUUAUGUGCGAGUUUUUUAAAACAUUUCAAGAAGACAAAUUUACUGAAUCUGUCAAAAAGUUUCUAGAUGAUGUUUCCUCUACUGAAAGUAAAGAACCAAGUGGUCUGAGUGAGCCAGUACAUCUAAAAGAAGGAGAAAUGUACAAAAGAGCUCAGGGGAGGACUCGGAUUGGUAAAAAGAAUUUCAAGAAGCGGUGGUUCUGUCUAACAAGUAGAGAAUUCACCUACCACAAACAGCAAGAUAAAGAACCAAUCUUCACGAUUCCAAUCAAAAACAUCCUUGCAGUGGAGAAGCUUGAUGAGAGCUCCUUCAACAAGAAAAAUAUGUUUCAAGUACUACAUGGAGAAAAGCCACUCUAUAUCCAAGCAAAUAACUGUGUAGAAGCUAGUGAGUGGAUAGAAGCUCUCUGCAGGGUGACGAGAUGCAACCAGAAGAGGCUUAAUUUUUACCAUCCUUCUGCUUUUUUGAAUGGGAGCUGGCUUUGCUGCAAGGCUACAAUAGAAAACACAGUGGGCUGUGCUCGUUGCACUGCAGAUGUUCCAGCUGAUACUCAAAUUGAGAUUGAUGGAGACAGAGAGACAGAAAGAAUUUACUCACUUUUCACUAUCAACAUGUCUAAACUUCAGAAGUUGGAAGAGGCUUGCGGAAGCAUAGCUGUCUAUCAAGGUCCACGGAAAGAACCAGAUGACUAUUCUAACUUCACAAUUGAAGACUCUGUAGCAACUUUUCAUACACUCAAACAGAUAAUAGAUAUAGUAGAAAAGCUGAAUGAAUCACAUGAAAAAUACCAAAAGAAGAGAUCAUCUAGUGCUAAAUAUGGUAGUGAAUGGCAAUGGAAUGGUCUCCUUGGGGCAAUGGUCAUGGCGCCCAGCCUGCUGGAAUUCAGGAAGUUUGGACAAUACUCUCAGACACGUGGUCUGGUUGUUGAGAGGUCCUGUGCAGACCCAAGAGUUGGACUCCAUGACCUUUAGAAAAUCCAAUUGUUGGAAAGGUUUCCUAACCAAAACAAACUGUGGCACACUUGGAUGAAAAAGAAACUGGAAAUGUUCUUGAGGGUGUUGUUUUUUUGUUUUAUUUCAUUUUGUAUUUCAUAACAUGCAUUUUUACAAAGUAUUUAAAAAUGAACAUAAAUGCUAGUUGUGUUGACAAUCUAUUUAAUAUUUAAUAGAAAGCUAGCUACUUGGAAAUCUGGUCUUAGAGUUGAUCCUCAUUUUGCUGAAGAACUUGAAGUUCCAGGUUCUUGAAGUAAUAGAUGUGAAUAAAACUAAAUGUUUUGCCAUUGCUGUUUUAUUGGAAAAAAACUUUCUAAACAGAUAAGCUUUUUAAUGGAACAAAAUCAACAUGGCAUCUGUUGGUUGUAUUGCAUCUCUGAAUACAUGUAUUACAAAAUUGUAUGAGUUUACCAUGAGUGCCUGCCCUGCUGAUAACGAUCUUGAAAUAGAAAUCCCAAGCUACAGUGACAUGGUAAAGACCUGAAGCUUCACAUUCAAUUCGUCUGACUUUUUUUCUUAUAUUAAAUUUUGUCAGGACUUGAUUCUAACUACAGUUGAAGUUAGAACAUCAUGCAGUAUGUUGCAAAUGAUCUGGACAGCAGUUACCAGUGUUAGUUGUUUUCUUUUUUUUUCUUUCUUUUUUUUUUUUUUUUUUUAAGUACUAAAUAAGAAGAAAUCAGGGAACUUAUGUUGUGCCUCUUGUUUACAUUUAGGGUGAGUAAUACAUGGAGUGACGUGAGACCACUAUUUUCUUUAGGGUACGUUUUUGUAAGGUGUGGUUUUUUUCUUAAUCUGAAAAAAAAUAUAUGCAGGGUAGCAGUGUUCUUUUUGAAAUAAUAUUUGCUUACAGAUAGAAGAACUCAAAUGUGAACAGAUUGUGGUUGAGUACUGAUCAAUUUACAUCAUUCCAUAUAUGAUUUUAUUUUAUUUUUUGAUAAAACUAGCUAGGUCCAACUCACCAUUUGACUACAAAUCUAAUAAAUAAUCUCUAUUAUAAUCACUCAAAGCACUUUAGAUAUCUGGACUAUCCCAGAUUAUUUUUAGAUACUUUGUAGUAUCUGCUUUUUAUGAUCAGUUGAAUGAUCAACAUUGUUUUGUCUUUAAACAAUGCUUCAGUGAAUAUUUUUAUAUCUUUAGUUAUAUGGAUUCUUAUUUGCCACUUAACACAGUUUAUAAACUGUCAUUCUUGACUUCAGUAAAAUUAAUUUUUGCUCACUUCAUCUGGGAAGUUAGGUUUGUGCUGAAAGAACUUCUGUGUAUAUAGCCAGGAAGAAGCAAAUGUGGCAACUUUGCUUCAUCAGUAUUAAAUACAAUGGUACUCCUUGGAAUAUUAUUUUUAAUAAUAACUAUGUGUGGUACUUUUAUUUUCAGAGCCUUUGCUGUGGGGUCUUUUGUUGUUGUUUUGUUAGUGUGUUUUUUACAAUCGUGAUUUGGCCAAAUUAAUUAGGAAUGUAACUUACAAAUAGAAUAGAAAUCCAUAAUGCUUGAAAACUGUAAGCUGUUUAAAUUACUAUACAAUUGUAAUACUGUCGUAGGGAGGCUUUCUGUGAUAGAAGCAACUUGGCAAGACAGGAUUGAAAUUUCUGAACGAAUGAAUGUAAGUAUUGUUAGAAGAACUAUUGAUUAGAACUAUUGAUUUUAAAACCAGAGAAACUAUUUUAGAAUGUCUGGGAUUCAGUACUAUUGUCUGCAAUAUCACAAUCAUUUAGCAAUCUCAAUUGUUUUUGCCUUUCCUUCUUUUACACAUUUAAUGUAUUCUAAGGGACUUUUGUUUGCCAACAGUUAAAAGGGGGCUUGAAAUCAUAUGCCAAGAAAUGUGUUUUGCCAAGGUAAAUUGGAUUUGUUUAAAUUGCCAUUAAAAAGCUGCCAUAAAAUAAAACAGAAUGCUGUCAACUGUCAAAGUUAGUUUAUGCUGUAUAUUGAUUGACGUUGUGGCAAAGUGUCUGUUCCUCAGAGCUAUUUUCUGUUGUUUUCAAAGUCCAGUUUAUGGAAAACUAAAUUGUAUUCUGAGAUUUUUUUUUUUAAAUGCACUUUUUGCUUUGAUACUGGAAUAUCUAGAGGAAAAAACAAAGGCCAUUGAAUAUUUGUGACUAUUAGGGUUUAAUUUCUCAUUUUAUAAUGUUUCAAAAUAAAGUAGGUGUUCUAGGAUUUAAUUAGGUACGAGUAGGAUGAUUAAUGGUAAAAUUUGCCUUCAUUUUGAUUAGUCUAGAAGACAUUCAAUAAUUAGUUCUGUUUGGAUUGUAAAUUAUCAUUAGUUUUAAUUUGUAUUAUGAUGUAUUGUUGAAUGUAUUUUUAUUUAAAUUUUAUUUUCUUAUCAAGACAUUAAAAUGUUUUGUAACAUUGCUUGAGAAUAACUCAAAUAAAUUACAACAAACUUGA